AUGGGGAAUUACAAGUCCAGACCAACCCAAACAUGCACUGAUGAAUGGAAGAAGAAAGUCAGUGAGUCAUAUGCAGUAAUCAUGGAGCGCUUGGAGGAUGACCUGCAGAUCAAAGAGAAGGAGCUGGCAGAGCUGCAGCAGGUUUUCAGCUCUGAUGAAGCCUUCUGCAAAGUCAAUUUAAAUUACCGCACGGAAAACGGGCUCUCCCUUCUUCACCUCUGCUGCAUCUGUGGGGGUACCAAGUCUCACAUCAGAACCCUGAUGCUGAAAGGGCUGCGCCCAUCCCGGCUCACCAGGAACGGAUUCACAGCUCUGCACCUGGCUGCUUAUAAGGACGAGGUGGAGCUGCUGACAGCACUGCUGCACGGGGGAGCUGACAUCCAGCAGGUGGGGUACGGAGCCUUGACCGCCCUUCACAUCGCCUCCAUCGCUGGGCACCACAAGGCUGUGGAUGUUCUCCUGCAGCACGGAGCUUACGUCAAUGUUCAGGAUGCAGUUUUCUUCACCCCCUUGCAUAUUGCUGCCUACUAUGGCCAUGAGCAGGUAACCCACCUCCUACUGAAGUUUGGAGCUGAUGUGAAUGCAAGUGGUGAAGUUGGAGACAGACCACUCCAUCUGGCUGCUGCCAAAGGCUUCCUCAACAUUACAAAGCUCUUGAUGGAAGAGGGGAGCAAAGCUGAUGUGAACGCUCAGGACAACGAGGAUCACGUUCCGCUGCACUUCUGCUCUCGCUUUGGCCACCACGAAAUUGUGAAGUUCUUACUGCAGAGCGGCUUCGAGGUCCAGCCCCACGUGGUGAACAUCUAUGGAGACACCCCUCUACAUCUGGCGUGCUACAAUGGGAAGCUUGAAGUCGUCAAGGAAAUCAUUCAGCUGUCAGGCACAGAAAGUCUCACCAAAGAAAACAUAUUCAGUGAAACAGCUUUCCACAGUGCCUGCACCUAUGGGAAGAACAUAGAACUUGUAAAGUAUCUUCUUGACCAGAAUGUUGUAAGCAUCAACCACCAAGGAAGAGACGGACACACAGGGCUGCACUGUGCCUGCUACCAUGGCCACAUUCGACUGGUGCAGUUUCUGCUGGAUAACGGAGCCGACAUGAAUCUGGUAGCUUGUGAUCCCAGCAGGUCCAGUGGAGAAAAGGAUGAGCAGACCUGUUUGAUGUGGGCUUAUGAGAAAGGCCAUGAUGCCAUUGUGACCCUCCUGAAGCACUACAAGAGGCCCCAGGAUGACUCACCCUGUAAUGAAUAUUCUCAGCCUGGAGGAGACGGCUCCUAUGUGUCUGUCCCAUCCCCUCUGGGAAAGAUCAAAAGCAUGACUAAAGAAAAGGCUGACGUUCUCCUUCUCCGAGCCCAGCUGCCCUCCCAUUUCCACCUUCAGCUCUCCGAACUGGAGUUCCACGAGAUCAUCGGCUCAGGGUCCUUUGGCAAAGUCUACAAGGGACGAUACAGAAAUCAAAUCGUUGCGAUCAAACGCUACCGAGCCAACACCUACUGCUCCAAGUCUGACGUGGACAUGUUCUGCCGCGAGGUGUCCAUCCUCUGCCGCCUCAACCACCCCUGCGUCAUCCAGUUCGUGGGAGCUUGCUUGGAUGACCCCAGCCAGUUUGCCAUCGUCACCCAGUACAUUUCUGGAGGGUCCCUCUUCUCCCUGCUCCAUGAACAGAAGAGAACUCUUGACCUGCAGUCUAAGCUGAUUAUUGCAGUGGAUGUUGCCAAAGGCAUGGAGUACCUCCACAACCUCACCCAGCCCAUCAUCCAUCGUGAUCUGAACAGCCACAAUAUUCUCCUGUAUGAGGAUGGCCAUGCAGUUGUUGCUGAUUUUGGAGAAUCUAGGUUUUUGCAGUCCCUGGAUGAAGACAACAUGACAAAACAACCUGGGAACCUCCGCUGGAUGGCCCCUGAGGUGUUCACCCAGUGCACCAGGUACACCGUCAAGGCUGACGUCUUCAGCUAUGCUUUGUGCCUCUGGGAGCUGCUAACUGGGGAGAUUCCCUUUGCUCACCUGAAGCCAGCGGCGGCGGCUGCAGACAUGGCUUACCACCACGUCCGCCCCCCCAUCGGCUACUCCAUCCCCAAGCCCAUCUCUGCCCUGCUGAUGAGGGGAUGGAAUGCCUGUCCUGAGGGGAGACCAGAGUUUUCAGAAGUAGUCACAAAGCUGGAAGAAUGUCUGUGCAACAUUGAGCUGAUGUCUCCAGCCUCCAGCAACAGCAGCGGGUCGCUGUCCCCCUCCUCAUCCUCGGACUGCCUGGCAGCACGAGGGGGUCCCGGGCGCAGCCACGUCGCAGCCCUGCGCAGCCGCUUCGAGCUGGAGUAUGCCCUGAACGCGAGGACCUACGCCGGCUGCUCACGCAGCACUGGGCAACACCCUUCUCAGGGUCUGACUUUGGAUGACAUGAGAAGAAGCUUCCAGUGCCCACCAGUUGACCAAAACGGCUACGUGUCAGACCCCAUGAGCACAAUGAGGUUCCACUCCUGCAGCAGCAGUGGCAGCUUUGAAGAAAGCAGCUGA
Messenger RNA from Indicator indicator, 2508 nucleotides. It is a transcript of the gene TNNI3K, whose product is annotated as TNNI3 interacting kinase. Bases 1 to 2508 code for a protein of 835 amino acids. The record is from RefSeq and is a predicted model, not a curated record. Gene Ontology annotation, cellular component: nucleus. The transcript is spliced from 25 exons. Gene Ontology annotation, biological process: regulation of transcription by RNA polymerase II; protein phosphorylation. Gene Ontology annotation, molecular function: RNA polymerase II-specific DNA-binding transcription factor binding; ATP binding; protein kinase activity. NCBI's taxonomy places the organism in Eukaryota, Metazoa, Chordata, Aves, Piciformes, Indicatoridae.